Bicyclus anynana (squinting bush brown) is the source of this 2593-nucleotide messenger RNA. RefSeq lists its product as uncharacterized. The transcript has 6 exons. NCBI's taxonomy places the organism in Eukaryota, Metazoa, Arthropoda, Insecta, Lepidoptera, Nymphalidae. The record is from RefSeq and is a predicted model, not a curated record. Bases 291 to 1049 code for a protein of 252 amino acids.
AGUCAAAUCACAAAAAUGUCAAUUGUCAAACAAAUCUAGAUUUUUUAAUGUUUUGUUUUAGCAAAGUACAAAGGUGUGGCCAGUGCCUGUGGCUUUCCAAAUAUAUCAAUAAAAAUAACAUGAUCUAUCUGUAAUACAGCAAAAAUUGUGUUGAUGUACACUAAUCCUUGUUGUUGUUCUGGAAUGUAACUCUGCCUUGCAAACCCUCGAAAAGUUGAAUGUAUGCAAGGGGCAGGUCAGGGCGUCAACCGUUUUUAAAAUUCUAACUAAACUGUGACAAAGUUUACACAAUGUACGGCCGCAAAACUCCUUCUACAUACCGCUCGACACCAUCAGUGUAUUCUCAUUACACGGGCAAGUCAUCCACAAACUUAAGAUCGUCAAAAUCAGUACGCUCCCUCAGAGUACCGUGGUAUCAGAAACCCAUAUUACAUGAUGCAUUCAUGUUGGAUCUCCAGAGGGGUUCCCUGCUUACAGGUUUCAUUUCUGUGUUCAUUGCCCUGUUCACAUUUGCACAAAGCAUCUUUGACCUUUACUGCUUGGGAAUGGCCGCACCGGGCGCUGUGCAUUAUGGAUAUUAUGUGAUAAGUUUCCAAUUUGUGUAUGUUGGCAGUGCACCAGUUCGGAAUGUGUUAAUAGUGUUUUCACUGUUCUCCUGGAUUGGUUCAGUUGUAGUCCUCGUAACAAGUAUAAUACUGAUCAUCGCUUUGAGAAAGGAACAUGAGAAACGCGUGGUUCCCUGGCUGUACUCAUUCGGGGUUUUCAUAUCAUUCCGAACCAUAGCGUUCAUAUUCACAGCCAUUGUGAACGACAUGAUAUUUGCCUACAACAUCUUCAUAUGCCUCUGCUGGGUAGUGUUCAGUGUUGUCGGAGUGUAUGGAUGGUUGUUGGUGUAUAGCCUGUACUUGGAGUUGGCAGAUUUGACCAAGUUGGAGGAUUUGGCACAUUUGAGGAUGGGUACAAUGGCUUCACUCAACGCAUCCCUCGCUGGUUCUCGACCCACCACGCCACAUUCAACGGUGUCCACGAUGCCCGCCUCGCAGAUAUGAUGCGACACCAAGACCGCCCCAUCCGACAGCGUGCCCCUAAAUGAGGAGUGCGUGCCCCUAGCGGCGGAGGAGCCUUUGCCCCUGGAUGAGGAGUCUUUGCCCCUAACGGAGGGUGGUCUUGAAACAACUGUAUAACCUUGUUACUUUAAUGUAUCGAAGACUGUAAAGUGUAAGCAUUUCCCUGGUAAGAGAAUAUAUUUAUGUCCAUAUACAUAUAACAUUUUCUCCUGACGAAAAGUAGUUUUAAACUGCUCUUACUUAUUUUAUUGUCUUAAUAAAUAAUCUUUUACUUAUUUUAAUAUAUCAAAUAAUGUGAAAUGUAAGUUUUUCCAUUCAGGCUAAGAUGCGCGCCAAGAGAUAACAAAAUGAUUUUAUCUACAUGUUGUUUUCUCUUUCUUGCCAUCACAAAGCAGCACUAUUUGUCUCUUUCAUUGCAAUUGGACAAAAAAUAGUGGUAUGUAGUCAAAAUUAUCUCGUCAUUUCUUGGCCCGUAACUUAGGGCUCUUGCAGGCCUUAUUUCAUUUCAUGCCAUCACAACGAAUAAGAAAGCGCCGUUUUCGGGGCUAUUUGUCGACAAUGUCUUUAUCUCUUCAUGAGAUUAUGUCGUUAACAUGGUGAAAGAAAUAUGUCCAUUUAAUAUGAGGAGUCUUAUCCCCUCAAUGUGAAGUUUUUGUCCCUGACAUGGAUGGUAUGGUAUUGAAACUAUUUUACGCUCUUUUUGCGUAUAAUAUAAAUAUAUCAAAGACUGUAAAGUGUAAAAGGAUUCCUUCAAUUAUUGCACGAGUGUUUGCCUCUGAAUAAUGUACUGUAGUUUUCAGUUUAAUAUAAUCAAGUAUAAACCUGCUCCUUGUUGAAAGGGCACUUGCUUUAUAGGUGGGAAUUUUGUCCCCUAAACAAGGGCAGUUAGUUAGCAGAACUUACCGCAUAAGAUUAAUUGUAACAAAUUAAGUCUUAAGUACUAUUUUGAUAAUGCGAUUGAAUUAUUGAGUGAUUAAAGCUUGCGAUUUGUAAUACGAAAUGUUUUUAUUAGUUUGCAUUUUAAAAAGUGAAUAUUUAAUUUAUUUUGCUUUUCUCCUACAAUUCCAAGACGCAACGUCACCCAGGCACGACAAAACUACUCACAAAAUAAUGUACUGUUUCUAUUAUAAGUAAUAUUAGCUUACAAUUAGCCUUAAAAGGUUUGACAAAGGUUUUUCAUUGGAACACAGAAUCAUCAUCCUAAGGAUACUAUGGUUUUGAAGUCAAAAGUAGAGAAGUUUUCGUCUUGUCUGAAUAGUGUUGCCGUAUGGAUUCGUUCGUUUUGAAUUGUAAACUAAAUUAAUAAAUUUUCAUUUUGCUUUCUCCAUUAGAAGUAAGUUCGAAGUGUAGCUUGUAUAAUGUGCUGUGUUCUAUAAGAUCUGUCUUCGAUUCUCAAACUCAGGUUGGUUUUAUAAACCUUAGCUCAGCUAUGGAUGCCAUGCUAUUUCCAGUUCUAUGGGAGUUAGAAACUGGUUUAUUUACCUCUUCAUUGAUAGAGCUUAUCCUUCAACGAAAUUACAAACAUG